This is a messenger RNA of Thalassophryne amazonica, 1263 nucleotides long. It is a transcript of the gene cdk1, whose product is annotated as cyclin-dependent kinase 1. Gene Ontology annotation, biological process: protein phosphorylation; mitotic G2 DNA damage checkpoint signaling; G2/M transition of mitotic cell cycle. Lineage: Eukaryota; Metazoa; Chordata; Actinopteri; Batrachoidiformes; Batrachoididae. The record is from RefSeq and is a predicted model, not a curated record. Bases 244 to 1152 code for a protein of 302 amino acids. The transcript is spliced from 9 exons. Gene Ontology annotation, cellular component: nucleus. Gene Ontology annotation, molecular function: RNA polymerase II CTD heptapeptide repeat kinase activity; ATP binding; cyclin-dependent protein serine/threonine kinase activity.
GACUGACAGUUUCAGCUGCGGUGGAUUCAAAAAAGGUUGGGUCGUUUAUUUUCUUUAAACGGCGGCAGCAGUUUCAGCUUCAGACCCAGAUAACGACUACAGACCGAACCGGCAGCUACUCACGGAACCAGCAGCUACAGACCGAGGCAGUGGCUGGGUCCAGGGCAGCACUGGGAUCAACUCUUCAGGUUGUCCAAAAAUAGCUCCACUUGUUUUUCCAGGUGCUGUGCUCAUCACGCAUCAAUGGAGGACUACUUGAAAAUUGAGAAGAUUGGAGAAGGUACCUAUGGGGUGGUGUAUAAGGGCAGACACAAGGCCACGGGGCAGGUGGUGGCCAUGAAGAAGAUCCGCUUGGAGAGCGAGGAGGAGGGUGUUCCCAGCACCGCCAUCAGAGAGAUCUCUCUGCUCAAAGAGCUGCAGCAUCCCAACGUUGUACGACUCCUGGAUGUUUUGAUGCAGGAAUCUCGUCUCUACCUCAUCUUUGAGUUCCUGUCCAUGGACCUGAAGAAAUACCUGGACUCCAUCCCUUCUGGACAGUCUACAGACCCGAUGCUGGUUAAAAGUUACCUGUACCAGAUCUUGGAGGGCAUUCACUUCUGUCACUGUCGCCGAGUCCUGCACCGAGACCUGAAACCCCAGAACCUGCUGAUUGACAACAAAGGUGUCAUUAAACUGGCGGACUUUGGCUUGGCCCGGGCCUUUGGGGUUCCUGUCAGAGUGUACACCCACGAGGUUGUAACUCUUUGGUACCGGGCUCCAGAGGUUCUCCUGGGUUCCCCUCGGUAUUCCACGCCUGUUGACAUAUGGAGCACAGGGACCAUCUUUGCUGAACUGGCCACCAAGAAGCCUCUGUUCCACGGAGAUUCAGAGAUCGACCAGCUCUUCAGGAUCUUCAGGACUCUGGGAACUCCAAAUAACGACGUGUGGCCUGAUGUAGAAAGUCUACCUGAUUACAAGAACACCUUUCCUAAAUGGAAGUGUGGCAGUCUGUCAUCCAUGGUGGCCAGUCUGGAUAAGAACGGCCUCGACCUGCUGGCUAAGAUGUUGACCUACAAUCCUCCCAAGAGGAUCUCUGCGCGUCAAGCCAUGUCCCAUCCGUACUUUGAUGACUUGGAUAAAUGUUCUCUGCCUGCUGCCAACGUCAAAAUCUAGAACUUUUUUUUUUUUUUUUUUUCCUUCUUCUUUCACAGUUUGUACAUAUUUCAGUGUGGAAGCUCAUCCUUGUCUCAAUAAAAUGUUUUCUUCUUCUUGACCCUUCAAAUA